Messenger RNA from Leptopilina heterotoma, 5258 nucleotides. RefSeq names its product dual serine/threonine and tyrosine protein kinase-like (gene Ripk5). Bases 782 to 3556 code for a protein of 924 amino acids. NCBI's taxonomy places the organism in Eukaryota, Metazoa, Arthropoda, Insecta, Hymenoptera, Figitidae. Gene Ontology annotation, molecular function: protein kinase activity; ATP binding. The record is from RefSeq and is a predicted model, not a curated record. Gene Ontology annotation, biological process: protein phosphorylation. The transcript is spliced from 6 exons.
UCUCUUUUUUCUCAUACUGUCAAUAUUAUCUUAUGAUCAUCACAUGAUUUAUUCCAUUUAUUUAAUUAUUCUCACUUUAUUAUUUAAUAUUUAGUAUAUUUGUGAAAUCUAUUUUUGAUAAAGUCUAUUUUUUUGAUUACGAUUAUGUGUGUUAUUUUUGGUACGCAUAUAUUUUUCAAAAUGAAAACAGUGUUGCAUUUCUAACCUCAAAGUGUCAUUUAUAAUAUAAAAAUGUACGGCGCUUAUUAUUGGCACCAUUAUUGAAUAUAACAUUUGCUAAUAAAAAUUAGUUCACAAUUGGAUAUAAAUGAAAGAUUUACGCAUUUUAUCUUUAUGAUAUUAUGCAUAUUAAACGGAUAUCAAUAAUUAGGAUGACGUUUUAAAGAAAAAAGUUGAAAAGUCAUAAUUUAUGUGACCAGAGCACAUAUCAACAACAAUUUAUCUUCCAUUUACAGAUAUUUUCUCCCUCGGGUGGUUCACGAACUCUAUUCUUGGUUUUAAUUUUUGAUUACAAAGUUGUUGAAUAUAUUAACUAUCAUGUUUCUCAGUUCAGCAAUGUAAGCAGUUUCUUGUCAAGUUGUGUCAAACUCGGCAAACUAUUCACAGCUGCUGUACAAAACUUUUCCUGUGAAGAUUCGCUAUAAUCUAAUUGUAUUAAUUGUGAAAAUUGACAAAUUUUAUUUACUUUACCAUAAAAGAAGAAACUGAUAAUAAGAAGAAUUUCACUUCAUAAAAAUAGAUUUACAAAAUGCACUGAACUGAAUUACAUUUUUUCACAAAAAUGGUAAGCAAAUUGCCUCAAGAAUUUCGAAGAUAUCAACGAAAUCGAAAUCAACUUCGUCAUAUUCUUAAGGAAACUCAACGUGUUCUAGAUAUAAUCAGCCUUGAAAAUAUUUUUCCAGGAGAAAAUAUCAUUGAUGAAUUAUUGCCAGCGUGGACUCUUAACAAAAUCACCCACAUUCUUGAAAAUGCACCGGCCAUCGUAAUUUUUGGUCAGAAUUCUAAAGCAAAAGCUUCUCUAGUCAAUUGUAUUCUUGGUACGGAUAUUUUGCCGAUAGUCACCGGAUCAUGGCGAUGGAUAAAAUUAGGUUACGGUCAGACGACUCACGUCAGUUUAACACUUGGCCUGGAAUACGAAGUAGUCGAAAAUCUUCAAGCCAAUGAGAAAGCAUGGAAUACACUUCCUGUCGAGGACCUCAAUGAAUCCGGUAGUCAAGAUCCAAAUUGCCCAACAGUUCUCGAAGUGAAAGUGAAUCAACCAAAUUUAAAGGAUGGAGUGGAAAUAUUUAUUGUCCCCGACAGUGGCGGUGUUAAAGUUCUCGCGAAAAGAAGCCUUAAUAUUUUACCAAUUUUCCUCUACGCCCUCGGUGAAGAAGCACUCACCGAGGAGAAUAUGCAAGAAUUGAGUGAAUUAAAGGAAACUUAUCCCUACAAUUCCGUCUUGUUUAUCUCGUCCUUAUCGCGCAUCACGACCGAUGGUUUCGAUGCGGAACUCACCGAGUCGGAGCAACACAGACUUCACGUUGAGUCGAGUGAUUCGUUUAAUACACAAAAGGAGGAGAAUAAUUCCCAAAUCGAUAGAAUUAAUUCUCUUGGUCUGAUUUGGUUGGAGCAACUCACGAGCUUGGGUUUUUUGAGAUUACAAGAGUCGGACGAGGUGGAUCGAGCGACUUGGCUGGUGGGUGGAGAGUACGCUAAUACAAGUCGACUGAUGACCUCCUGCAAACGAAUAGAACAAAUUAGUUUCUUCAUACGGGCUAGUCUCCAAAGUUAUCUAGUGAAUACUUGCAAUUAUUUGAAUGAAGUGCACACGACGAGUCUUAGAAAGUUUAUUCUCAUUGCCUUUGACAUGGCGAGGGAGAUUCAAAUCACACCGAAGAGAAUUCUCUACGCUCAGCAGAAGGAGAAUGAAUUGUACGCUUCGCUUGUCAAGGUUGUGAGUGACAAACAGGUCGAGCUGACGGAAAUGAUUCAUGGAAUAGUUCAGGAAAUGAAGGAUGAAGUGUCGGAUGCGUCGGUGGAGAACUUUCAGUACAAUCCAUCGAUCAGUGAGGCCGAGAGGAAGGAAUGGUCGGCUACUGUUCGGGCAGCAACGACCGAAGUUCAGAGGAUAGUUCUCAGUCGCUUGGGUGAACGGGUUGCGAAAGAACUUGUAAAUUCUGUAAAUUGUCUACGAGAGACGUUUUUUGGUACUCUCGAGAGAUGCUUAUUGAGUCUUGAAAGGAGUUGUGAACAUGAACCAAGUUUGUCGGCGAGUGACGCUCUUCAGCAAAUCCUCUCUGCGGCUUAUAAUCUAGAGCUGCAUAAUUCUUCUCCAUCUCUCAUUCAUUCUUUUCUCGAGAGGUUGGUGCAGCUUUUUAAAACAAUGCCUUUGCUCUGGUCACCGACUCCCACCCUGGAUGCGUUGUGGCGAAAAAAGGUGACGAUCGAUAUUCUUAAUUCUCUCUCCGCGAGUCGAUUGGCCAAAGCGAUCUCGACACAGUUCAAAGAUAAAGUGAAAUCGUCUCACGAUACUUUUCAAACAGCUCUCAAGUCGCUGGAAAAUCAUUAUUCGGGGAAAUUGGAGAGAACUGAGGAACAACGAAUGGCUAUUAGAAAAUAUCACGCUCCAAGAUUGGCAAAGUUGGCGCUGGAAUCGACUUCUAUGAGUGAUAUGGUGAGAUACGGGAUUCCGCAUCAAGGCAAGGAAAUUGGGAGAGGACAGUACGGAGUUGUGUUUGCUUGUGACGGCUGGGGCGGAGCACCCGGACCUUGUGCGGUCAAGUCGGUCGUGCCGCCGGACGAGAAACACUGGAACGAUUUAGCAAUGGAAUUCUAUUACACGCGCUCGAUUCCGGAUCAUAAGCGAAUAGUGAAAUUAAGAGGAUCUGUGAUUGAUCAUUCGUACGGUGGUGGUUGUGGGUUCGGAGCGGCUGUGCUUCUAAUCACCGAUCGAAUGACAAGGGAUCUUUAUUGUGGAAUUCGAGCCGGACUCUCGUGGCUCGAGAGGAUACAGAUCGCCAUCGAUGUUCUGGAGGGAAUUCGAUUUUUACAUUCACAAGGCCUUGUGCAUAGGGAUAUUAAAUUGAAGAACGUCCUUCUCGACACGGACAAUCGAGCGAAACUCACGGACUUGGGUUUUUGCAUCACCGAAGCUAUGAUGUCGGGCAGUGUUGUAGGGACUCCCGUUCACAUGGCACCGGAAUUACUCUCCGGUCAUUACGACAGUAGUGUCGAUGUUUACGCCUUCGGCAUUUUAUUCUGGUACAUUUGCGCCGGCCAUGUUAGAAUACCCUACGCUUUCGAACAAUUUCAUAAUAAGGAGCAACUCUGGAGUAGUGUGAGAAAAGGCAUUCGGCCAGAACGCUUAUCUCAUUUCGACGAUGAGUGCUGGAAACUGAUGGAACAAUGCUGGGCUGGCGAACCUUCUCGACGACCAUUGCUGGGCGCAAUUUUACCGGUCUUAAAGUCAAUUCAACAAAAAGCAGAAAGAGAAAGAAUUGCGGAAAUUCCGACGCACUAUAGACCUCAAAGGUUUAAAAGGCUUGUAUCUGAGGCGUCAUUGUAUUUUCCAUGAUUACCAUUGAAAAAUUAUGGCCAAAAAAAAAGUUUAACUUAUAAGUGCGAGAUUUCUUAUUUGAAUGUAAGUUUUAAAUUUCUUUAUAAUUUAUAAUUCCAAGUCAAAUUUCCAUAUUAUUAAGAAAUUUAAAAAUAUGUAUGUAUACAUAUAUGGUUUUUGAAAUAUUGUUCAUAAUUUAGAUUUUAAGAAAUUAAAAAGGCUGUGUAAAUUGUAGAAUAAUUAUUGAUAAAGUAGAAUUUUUUAAACGAUUCUUAAUACUUAAAACAAUAUAUUAUUAAACUGAAUUAUAGUAUCUCAUUGAACAAAAAAGCUAUUAGUUUACGAAAAGUAUUAGCAUGUAGUCAUGUAGUAUAUUUAGAAAAGAAAGAGUAAAAAUAUUUUUUUAAAUUACCUUUAAGAUUAUACACAUAUUUUAAAGAAUAGGAUUUUUUAUAACUAACGAAGCAUUAUCAUGCAGAAAUUAUUGUAUCAUAUUCUCAAGUCCAUUUGCUUUAAAGUCUGAAUAAGAACUUACUUUUAAUUCGUUUUAUGAACAGAAAAUUAUUAUUUUGUAACAAAAACAAUAUAUUAUUGACAAGAAAUAUUUUCUAAAAAAAAGAGGUACUCAUUUAUCUUUAAUACUCUUAGUUUACUCUAAGUUUACAUAUGUAAAUUUAAUAUGUUCAUAACUCACUUCACUUUUUGAUAACAAUUUCAAUUGCAUUGCAUUAUUUAAUCUAAAUUUAAUGUUUAUAAGUUUUCCCCGUUUUCCCUCCAAGAAUAAAUUUUCUAUUUAGUGUAAUGGUGCUCUCACAACUCUGUCCUCGAGCUGUUUUUUAAAACUUGUCUAAAGGUUCGUUCACAGUUCCGCUGCCAUCUGCUUGUGAGUGUGAGCGAGAAACAUAAUUCGAAAUUCGAAUCCCGGCUUUUCUUCUCGCUUAUACUCAUGAGCCUAGGCAGGCAGCAGAAUUGUGAUCGUACCUUAAAGGCCUAAGCACAGUAGGUUCGCGAAAGUCGUUCGCGAACGCAAAGCAUGAGUUAGAAAAUGACAGAGAUAUAUUUGUGUCCUUGUCUAUCUCAUGCGUAUCGUUCGCGAACGACUUUCGCGAACCUUUUGUGCGUUGGACUUUAAAGGCCUUUCUCCAAUAGGAUCCAAAAACUCUGCGUUUGUCUGCGAAUGACUGCGUUGCGUUGAUUUUAGAGCAUGUGUUGCUAUAGCAACCGACGCAGACACAGAGUUUUGGGAACCUAUUGGAGAAAGGCCUUUAAGAAGCGCAGCCUAACCUAACCUGACUAUAACAUUACCACACUUUCUCAUUGUUGUUCGUUGUUAAAGCAUCAACGUAAACUUUUUGAACAUUAUUUGCAUAAAAUUAACUGAAAAGCAUUGGUUUUUUAAAGAAAACUUAUAGUCCUUAAGUUCGAUGAAUAGAAAUUUAAAAAAAUUUUGAAUUUUUAUAAGCUUUUGAAAAGUUAGAAUUGUACAAAAUGUCUGGUACUAUACAUCGUUAUUUUAAGCACGUGAGAGCCAAAGCGUUUUUAUUGUAAUUAAGCAAAAGGGUAAAUGUAAUGCCAACUGAAGUAUAAGUAUUCUAAUCCCAAUACCAUUUAUUUGGUGAGUGUUCGCAUUUUUCUUAUUAAUAUUUAAGCUGCCAUUAUAAAGCAAGUAAAUAAAUUGAAAAUUGACAGCCAUGUGUUGUCCGAUUUUGAAUACAUUUAA